Molecule: messenger RNA, 2824 nt
Organism: Leguminivora glycinivorella
Lineage: Eukaryota; Metazoa; Arthropoda; Insecta; Lepidoptera; Tortricidae
Gene: iPLA2-VIA
Product: 85/88 kDa calcium-independent phospholipase A2
Exons: 16
Coding region: 187-2649 (820 amino acids)
Biological process (GO): positive regulation of ceramide biosynthetic process; lipid metabolic process
Cellular component (GO): mitochondrion
Molecular function (GO): protein binding
Source: RefSeq, a predicted model, not a curated record
ACUUUAUUUUCAUUUUUUUUCUAAAUUGACAGUUGACACUUCGUGUUUAAAGUCGAAAAUUCAUUCAUUUGUGUUCGAACACGAACAGAUGAAUUUGAUGUCAUAAUUUUUAUUAAAAUUACAAACUGCAAUUUAACUGGUAUCGAUUGUGUAGGAAUAUUAAGUGCGUACAUUGUUAUAAUAAAAAUGUUAAAUUCAUUUUUUAGAGGCCUAUUAGGCACAGAAGAAUCCCCAACAAAAGUGAUAGAAGUGCGUUCAGACAAUUAUGUCUCUAGGCCGAUACACUACAGAGAAGAUUCCAUGUUAUUAUACGGCCCUAAACUUUCGGAUGGAAAAAAUAACUCGAAGGACAAAUAUUUUGAGAUUAUUCUAUACAAACCGUUCACAGACAGCACACAUCAGAUGUACAGCCUGUUUCGAUCCGAAAGCCAAGAAAUUGCAGAGGAGAAGUUUAUUGUGUACAAAGAGAGAAUACCAGUCUACAUCAAAAUAACGAAAGAGUGCACAAUAGCAAGUCUCCAAAAACUCUGCGACACACUUUCCAAGCACCAGUCAUGGUCAAUAGCCCACUUGGCAGCCCACUUUGGGCUCUACGAGCUGUUCAAUGACCCUGGGGUCCAAGCGCAUCUCAAUGAAGUUGACCCUGCCACUGGAGCUACGCCUUUGAUGGUGGCAGUGAAGUCUUGUAACGUCCGCAUGGUCCAAAGCCUUGUCUCCCUACAAUGUUCCCUGGACACUCUGGAUGUAGAUGGCAACACCGUGUUCCAUUACGCAGCUGCCAGUAACAAGGAGAUUAUUAAUGCUCUCGCAAGCAAAACAGUAGCAUCUCUCAACGUAUACAACAAGCAAGGAUACACACCUCUACACAUGGGCUGCCUAGCCAACGCGCCAGACUGCGUGCGAGCGCUGCUAUUGGCCGGCGCUGACGUGAACCUGCCGGCUAAGAGACAGUCCACUGCUAAUACUACUAACGCUAUACCAAUACCAGGUAUCGUCGGUGACGUACUCCAAGACAAUUUACCCAAACUUUACCAACAAGACAUGAAGUACGGCGGCACGCCUCUCCACUGGUCCAUCUCUCGCGAAGUGAUCGAAGCUUUAGUGGACAGGAAAUGUGACAUAAACGCUAUGAACUUUGAGGGAAGAACGGCGUUACACGUGAUGGUACUAAGGGGAAGGUUGGACUGUACUAUAGCGCUACUGUCUAGAGGCGCGGACCACUCCAUAGCAGACAGCGAAGGCAAUACUCCCCUACACUUAGCGGUCAAGCAAACAAACAUAUCUCUGGUAGAAGCACUGAUAGUGUUCGGGGCAGAUUUGGAAGCUCUGAACAAUGCCGGCUACACCGCCCGGCAUAUGGUGCCCUGUGAGAUGUCCAGCAGUAACUACGAUAAGAUAUUGUAUGUUCUCCAUGCUGUGGGGGCUCAGAGAUGUUCAGCGGAUGUCGUCGGCUGCGGCCCCGGCUGCGCGGCCCGCGGCGACUACAACGGCGUCCCUCCGCCUAGUGUACCGCGGCCCUCCUCGCGUGACGUCAUCAGCCACAUGCUGAGCGUGGCCGCCAUGGAGCGCGCCUCCACGCUGCCCGCCAGUGGCAAGCAGGGCCGCCUCCUCUGCCUCGACGGCGGCGGCAUCCGUGGCCUAGUACUCGUCCAAAUCCUAAUCAACUUAGAAGCAGCCAUCGGCCGCCCCAUCAUCCACUGUUUCGACUGGGUAGCUGGCACCAGUACCGGAGGCAUUCUGGCUUUGGCCCUAGCCAGUGGGAAAACUUUGAGAGACUGCCAGAGAUUAUACUUUCGCAUGAAGGAAUACGCUUUUGUCGGUAUGAGACCGUACCCUUCAGAAGCAUUGGAAAACAUUCUAAAGGAUAAUUUAGGUACGGAAACCGUAAUGGCCGACCUGACUCAUCCAAAGCUGAUGAUCCUAGCUUUGCUGGCAGACAGGAAACCAGUGGAUUUGCAUAUAUUUAGGAACUACCAGUCAGCACAGGAAAUACUGGAUGCGCAUAACAAAAUUAGCCCUCGUGUGAACGAAGCGGGUGACGCGAUAGGGCUUUCCCCACCGCCACCUCCCAGCCAGCAGCUGGUGUGGCAGGCCGCCCGCGCCACCGGCGCCGCGCCUUCCUACUUCACCGCCUCGGGCAGAUACCUCGACGGCGGCCUAAUGGGGAACAAUCCAACUUUAGACGCGUUAUCAGAAUUAGCCGAAAUGCGGCUAGCGUUGCGGGCUACGGGACAAAUUGAAGAAGCGAGCAAGACUGACCUAAAAGUUGUGGUUUCAUGUGGCACAGGUAUAAACCCGCUGUGCAAGAUCAAAGACUUCGACGUAUUCAAGCCAGAAAGUGUGUGGGGAGUGGCCAAGCUCGCCUGGGGACUUUCUGCUCUUGGAAACCUCCUGGUAGACCAGGCAACCCAAUCCGACGGGCGCGUAGUGGAACGCGCGCGCGCCUGGUGCUCGACCCUCGGCGUCCCCUACUACCGCUUCUCCCCCCCACUCUCCAAGGACGUGGCCAUGGACGAGCGCUCGGACGAGACGCUGGUGCGCAUGCUGUGGGAGACGCACGCGUACAUGCGCGAGCACCGCGACCGCGUCGCCGAGCUGGCCGCGCUGCUGGCCGAGCCCGUCGGACCAGGUUCACAGAAUGAAAAAUAACGGUAGUCUGCAGUCGUAAGUAACAGCUUAUCGGGCCGAUUCGAUUCGUAUUGUCGGAGAUAAAUUAUUUCAAAUAUUAUAAAUUUAUGGAGUAUACAUGGUGGCUCAUUCAAAUCGGUCAGUUUGGGAAAGUCUGAAACUAAAGACUGUAUCGUUAAGUAUGAAGACAACUUUG